Messenger RNA from Pangasianodon hypophthalmus (striped catfish), 2301 nucleotides. It is a transcript of the gene senp6b, whose product is annotated as SUMO specific peptidase 6b. The coding region runs from base 161 to 2107 and encodes 648 amino acids. The transcript is spliced from 18 exons. Gene Ontology annotation, molecular function: SUMO-specific endopeptidase activity. Lineage: Eukaryota; Metazoa; Chordata; Actinopteri; Siluriformes; Pangasiidae. Gene Ontology annotation, cellular component: nucleus; cytoplasm. The record is from RefSeq and is a predicted model, not a curated record. Gene Ontology annotation, biological process: regulation of kinetochore assembly; protein desumoylation; regulation of spindle assembly.
CCUGAUAAACGGCUGGUCUCGCUCUGUAGGGCGUCGAGGUAGUGUUUGAACGGGAGAAAUGUUAGAUAACCUAAUGUAACUUAGUUAAAGCUUGUAAGGUUUGUAAAUAAUACCAAAUUGAUGCUUCAGCCAGUGAAUAACAAGUGAGCCCUCACCAAGCAUGCCACAAAUCCUAGAGGAAAAUAACAGGUUUACAUUGUCCAUUAACCAGUGCACACUUCCAUCACAAGGUGUUGUCCUUAAAAGGCGUCACUUCCAGCAUGCUCUUCUGGUUGAUAGGAGUAAGAAUGCAAAAAGGAUGGGCAGCAAUGACGAGAUGGAGAAUCCUGAGACAAAUGAGUUACCACUCAUGAAUAAAGUUGGCCCGGUUGUUAAACCUAAGAGAUCCAACUCGGAAGAACUGAUGUCAUAUGUGGAUACACAGCCUCUGCUCAGAGUUCCACGAAAGUAUCGAAUGAGGGAUCAGUAUGGAUACCUUUUGCCAAAAAAACACAAGGCAAGGGAACCAGCCUCUGCAGCACAUAUGGAAGGGUGUAACAAACUUACUCUCGGUGUCAAAAGUCUUAAACUUGGAACACUAAACGUGAUUUUCAGAGGGCCUGUCACAUUUUCAUUGGAUUAUAUUGAGAUUACAAGUGAAGUGCGAAUUGAGGCGUUAGAGCUCACCAGCUGUGAAUGGUGCAGAGGACAUAGACUGCCUGCUCUGUUUCUGCAAAUGACUGAUGCAGCCUGUCGGCAUCUGGGAGAGCAGCUCGCCAUGUCUACAGAUAUGGGGACGCGGGAUGAUCGUCAGAGCAAGAAUCAGCAAGAAAAAUACCUCAUCAUUAUCUUUGAGAGUGUGCCAACAGUGCUGGAGGAGGCCACACUAGAAGAAAUAUUCACAGAAAUUGGCAGGCUUAGGAAUUUAAGCAACUUCCUAGUCACACUAACAUAUGAGGAAGCCACUGACAGACUAAUGGCACAUAAACAUUGUCAGAAGGAGUUAUACUCGGUUGCCUUCUCUCCCACUAAUGUUCAGAGUGAGGUAACAACCCUGAGUAUUUCAGACAGUGAAGAUGAUGGUGAUGAUGACGCAAUGGCGUGCCCAUCCUCACACACUCAAUUAGCCAAAACACUGGUUGUGUACCCACCUCCCCCAGCUAAGGGUGGCUUUUCCAUCAGUAAGGAAGACCUCAGUUGUCUCGAAGAGGGUGAAUUCCUCAAUGACGUGAUAAUGGAUUUCUAUUUGAAAUAUUUGGUCUGUGAGAAGUUACAGGAGGAAGAUGCCAACAGGUGUCAUGUGUUCAGCUCCUUCUUCUACAAGAGUCUCACUCAGAAUGACCUGAAGGAGGAUCUAUACAGCACAGGUUUAUCCAUUCAAGAGAGGAGGCAUAACCGGGUGAAAACAUGGACCAGGCAUUUGGAUCUUUUCAAGAAGGACUUCAUUUUUGUUCCGAUUAACCAGUCGGCUCACUGGUACCUGGCUGUUAUCUGCUUCCCGGGCCAAGCUUCACACUGCUCCAUUAUGGAUCCUUGUGAGAAAAAGAAUGAGGAGAGCUCGAUAGUGUUUACUCCCAGCUCCCCUUUUUCAAACCCCAUGUCACUUUUCUACAGACACCAAACGUCUGAGCAGGUUUUCAAGAGGAGUGCAUCUGAAGGUGAGAUGGAUGAGGGCUUCUGCUUUGUUUCAGAUGAUGACCUAGAUGAUGAAUUUCAGUAUAAUGGAACCAGCAGAUAUGUAUUCAAAAUAAGUGAUACUACUUCUAAACAGCCCUGCAUUCUCAUUAUGGACUCUCUCAGCUGUGGUGCCAAACCAGCAGUGGUGAAAGUAUUACAAGAGUAUUUGGAGAUGGAGUGGCGUGUGAGAAAGGGCUCAUUGUGGGGCUUUGAGAAACAAGCCAUGAACGGAUGGAGUGUGCAGGUCCCACAGCAGGAUAAUCAUACCGACUGUGGAGUUUAUGUUUUGCAGUAUGUGGAAAGCUUUAUCACAAACCCACCAAGGACCUUCCAUCCUGCCAUGGAUCUGAGGGAUUGGUUUCCACAGAAGCUUGUGAAAAAGAAGCGGGAACAAAUCAAAUGGCUUAUCUGUAGACUCCACCAUCAACAGCAAGCUGAACUAGGAGAAUGAGUGCCUCCUAGAGAUUCUCUUUGAUAUUGCAACCCUAACCCCAAUUCAGGCACUUAGCCCAGCUUUCAAAUGUCUGUUAGGAUAGAAUGAUUUUGUUUUUUGUAUUUAGACUAAGAACAAUUUUGUUUGAAGGUUGUGUAAACAUAGCAACAUAGCAUAUUAUCUAGCAAAAUAAAAAUAUUUAUUUCAGUCUA